UACGUUCGCGUUCGGUACAUCGGUGCCCCAAUACAUCCGAUUGCCACCGCGGUCGGACUCCCACAUCAUCAGUCGUGCUUCUGGCUGGUGUUGUUUUUUUCCGUGCGUGAAAUGUUAUUUUGUUUUUUUUUUGACAAAAAAACAGAUAAAAAAAAAAAAUGAGCCGUACCAAUAAGUUUAAAAUUAUCUCUUCUUGAAUUCGGUCGGUCCUAUACUCCUAUCUGCACCGCUCUCUCUCUCUCUUUCUCUCUCGCUCUAUCUCACUCUCUCUGUCAUUAUCUUUCUUUUGUUUUUCAACACCAACAAUACACAGUGCACACACGGAAGCGAUCGGGCUGCCGUAUUCCACAGGAUGGACGCGGACGUAUCGAAAAGGUAAAAUAGAUGUUACCUAAACGUUGUUGUGUCGGUUGGACGAAAGUGAAUCGAAAAAACGGAACAAACACGCGCGUCGCUGUUGUGUUCGAGUUGCAGUACGCGUCUCGCCUGAGAUUUCGUAACCAACAGGACCGAGAUUAAAAUCAUAAAUCGCCGUUCCCCGUCGGACGGAUGCGUAACAACAAUAACAAAUAUCGCGGUCCAUCGUCGUUCUGGCUGACGCGACACUCGCGAUUCUGCAUUUCUGCCGUCAUGUCCAUUGUUGUUGUUUGUUGCUCCGUUCGAAUUUCUUGAGCGACGCUUUCUUAUUUUCUGUCACCCCUUACCUUCGCAACGACCAUCACUUGUUGUUGUUCAUCGAAAGUCUCCUUAAUUUGUUCCUCAUACACUCUUGUCUUGUGUCCCACAUUAACUGAUUAACUACGACAACAUAAUGUCAAGGGUGAAAUGAAUUGAUGAUGGGUUUCCUGACCGAGUUUUUAACAUCUGGUGAUAAUUUCUGAAAUUCUUUUAUUUAAUAUUGACUUUGAGACUUAAUUUUCAAUCCUAGAAGACCUGUUUGUUUUUAAUUUCCAUUUAAUCAAUUAAGUUAUCCUUAUCCAGUCUGCUCAAUUAAUUUUUAUCAAUGGCGGAUCAGUUGAGUGAAACAAGCACUGCAACCACUGAUCACGGCAAUAAUUGGCCAAACACAAAACUACCAGCAGAUAGUGAUGUUCCUGAUGAUGUUUCUAAUGGCCAAGAAACCCAUAGUUUUGCUGAUAUAUUAAGCACUGCAUUCACGGCCACUGGACCUGUGCCAAGCCCACCAGCAGAUACAGAGUCAAAUAUGCAAUUAGGAAAUGAAAUGGAUUAUGAUCCAUUAUUUGCGGAUGGGAGCGAUUUAGAGACUGAAGAUACGCCACAAGAAUUUUCUCCGUUAAACUCUGAUAUAUGGCGGUAUGGAAAUACUCUUAUAGAAACGCCUUGGUCAGUACCACGGACUGAUGAAUCAUCCAGUCGAACUGUUAACCAUCCAGUUCCGUCUACUCCCACGUCAUCUGAAAUGGGAAGAAAGAGAUCGUUGCUUUCUGGCGAUAAUAACCUGAGAAUGAAAACUGGCAAACCUGAUACAAAUCGUCCAUUGACUUAUCCCCGACAUCAAAUGUCUAACCGAAUGUAUAGACCACGCUAUGGUCAAGAUCAAAUGUCUUCAUCUGCAUAUACAUCCAUGAGUAAUCAUGGAGGAAAUUAUAAAUACACCCAGCGACCAAAUUCUCAGGUUCACACUACUACAGCUUCAAGUGAUCAUUCUAUAGCAAGUUCUUCAAAUCAAAACAGAAUGAUUAACCCUCAAACUUCAUCAACUGAAGAAUAUACAGUCUACGGUAUGAACAAUAUUGGAGCCCCGCAACCAGGCCGAUUUAAUAAUGAUCCCCGUAGAGCAGAAUGGACAAAUGUAAUGGAUGCUGAUGAUGAUGAAGACAGUGGGAUAGAAUUAGUCACAGUCAAUAAUUUUCAAAACCGAAAUAUAAAUCAACUACCAACUGGUCCACCUGUAGUAGAUUUAACUCAAGAGUCUGAAGAAGUCAAUGAUCCUUUAAUGAAUCAUUCAGGAAGAACACCACAAGCUGACAUAUCUAUGGGCCAUACAAUGUUUAGUCGUUACCCAAUUAUUCAACCACAACGGCAGUAUGUUGGUCAUUCUGCUAUGCGUUCUAUGCCUGGAUACACUCAACAAUUUCCUCCUAAUCCGUCCCCUCUGUAUCGAAAUGAUGUGAUUUUCAUGGAUCAACCUCCUCAAGCUCCUUGUGUACAUACAGCUCACCCACCUCCUGGUACUCCAGGUUGGCCGCCCCCGUGUAGUCAGUGUCAUAAUACAUCUAGGGUUGUAUUUGGAAUGGGUGGAAUGGGUAAUCACAUACAUCCAGCACACCACCAUCAUCAUGGCAUGAUGGCUACACAUCCUAUGACUCCAUGUGUACCUUCAAAUGUACCUUUAUAUCAUCAAAGAUUAUGGUAUAACCAACAUAGAAUACAAGAAAUGCAAAGAAGAAGAAUGGAUAUGAUGAAUGGCGGUUCCGUACGAUCAUUGAGAAGUAUACCACCAGUUUCAUGCAUGCAGGGAUAUCAACAACCACCCCAACCAACACCGGUCCAUCCAUCUAUUCAAGCAAUCCAUACGGUGUUGCCUCCACCUCAGCAACCAAAUGUGUUCAGCCGGCCAGAAGUAAUUACUUCACGUAGAAUUGGUCCUACUGCUGUCAUUACUUUAUCUCCUCCUACUGAUGGAAUAGAACAAGUACCUACAUCUUCAUUACAAACAGAAAUUGUGGUUCAAAGUGGGUCUACGAGUGAUGGUGGUCAUCCUCAUAUUCAUCAUUAUUAUAAUUAUCAUCCUCCUGGACCACCUGGUCGAAUGCAUCAUGUACGCAUUAGUAUUGGAGCGCCAUCGGGAACUAUUGUUAAUACAACUCCGGGCUCAACAAUUCCAUCACAGCCAGGUGCUGAAAUACCUCAGAUUCCUCAAUUAGGAUCAUUACCUAUGUUAACACGUCAUUUAUCAUAUCGGCUAGAAGAUUACUUACGAUUAAUGGAACAACGUCGCAUUCACAUGAUGAAUCGUGGGGCUUCGAAAGACACAAUAGAAAAGAAUACUUUUCCUCAUAAAUACAAACGUAUUAAGAGAUCAUCGGAUGAAAUGGAAGAUAACACAGAAAAGUGUACCAUUUGUCUUUCAGAUUUUGAGGAUACCGAGGAUGUUAGGCGUUUACCAUGCAUGCACUUAUUUCAUGUUGAUUGUAUUGACCAAUGGUUAUCGUCUAACAAACGUUGUCCUAUAUGUCGUGUGGACAUUGAGACCAAAGAAACUAAGGAUGCUGCUUCUGGUUCACCUUUGCCAUCUGAAACUCCAUUCAUUGUUCCAACAUGACACGGAGAACUGGUGGUUUUACCGCCAGCUAAUUCGUGUUCAACCUCUUCCCGUUGAAUUAUGUGUAAGAGUGAGAGGGAGGAGAUGCAUCAUGUUUUGCUGUAAUAGUAUUCCACUGCUAAAUAUUUAACUUUAUUGUAACCAUUUAUAAAAUUUGUUACCCUCACUAUACACUAUAGGGUCUUGCGUGUGAUAAAAUUUGAAAGAAAAAAAAUCAGUCACACUAGUGUGCGCGAGCUUUUCCAUUCAUAUGUGAUAACUUUUUUUUUAGCAAUUUUGCAUGUUUUCGUUGUAGUAGAACUUUUAACUUUUGUGUUUUAUCCGUUGUGCAAUUAGUUGUCCUUACCCUGCCUUUAAUAGAGUAAUGGGUAUUUUUUUUUUUAAUAUUGAAUAUUUUAAAAAAAUGUGUCUUAUACAUUUGUAUUAUAGAUUACCCACAAAAUAAUACUUUUAUUUUUUAAACAUUUAUAUACAACAAAUACCUAACAUUUUUUGUUGAUUUUAAUAUGAGAAAAUUUAUAGUUAUUAGAUUUCUUUUUUUGAUUUGAUAUUAUUUUUUUAAAUUUAAUCUCUUAAUGUUAUCUAAGAGUGCUUUUCUUUCCAACUUUGACAAUAUUAAUUACCAUUUAUUUUUUAUAACAUCUGAAUCAAGAAAUCAUUUUACUUUUGUGACUUGUUGUUGACAGUGUUAAACUUUAAACUAUAUUUAACUUAAUCGCUCAUUAUUAUUACUGAAUCAUGUAGUCUUAGGUAUCAUUAUAUUAUAUAUAUAUAAAUAUAUAUAUAUUUAUAUUUAUUAAAUCAAUAAUAAACAUUUAAAUUUUAGUUUUUGACCAUGGGUCCCUUUAUUUUCUGAAGCAACUGCACGUAUCGAGUACGGAAAUAAUGUGCAAAAACAUAUCCGAGUUUUUUGUUUAAUUCAUUGUUUUUACUUGAUAAACCUAUUGUUAUCAGAAUAAAUAUGUUGUGGUCGUGAGUAGCUAUUAUGUUGUUCGUAGGGAUAUAUAUUAAUAAUUAUUAUAAUAUAAUAUAUUUUAGUUUUAGUUAUUAUUUUUACUAUUAUUUAAUUAUUAUUUUGUAUUUUUAAUUAUUUGUGUCACAACUUAUCGAAUUUACCUAUACCCUAAGUACCUGCAAUACAAAUUAUUUAAAAAUAAAUAAAUAUUGAAUAUCAAGUUUAACUAUUUAGUAUCGGUCGCUUUAUAUAAAAUAAUCUUUGGAUAUAUAUAAUAUAGUAUAUACAUAUAUAUUUUGUCAUUUUAACGGAUCAUCGUGAAUAAUCUCUUAUUCCAUAGGUUUUUAUCAGAAAAUAUUUGUAACAUGCAUAAUAUACUAAUAUGCAUAGUGAAUUUUUUUCAAUUAAAUUACCAAUAAAAUUAUCGAAAUAUUCUACUACCAUACGUGCUCUUUAAUUAUAUUUUAAUUUAUAACGCUAUGUUUAGAGAAUAACUGUUGCGUAACAAAUUACAGUUAACUUUUUAGACAUUUCGCAUUAAGAAAAAAUUACUAUUUUCUAUUCAGAGUAAAAUAAUUGUCGUUGACUAUACUACUGCUGUUUCUUAUCUUUUUUUAAUUGAUCUCUUUAGUUUUUAAGCACAUUUGGAUUAUAUAUUUUUAAAAAAUAUAAAAAAAAACUUGCAGCGCAAAAUCACACAAUAAUUGUCAACAAACCUUCUCCACUCCCCAGAAUUUACUAAUAUUGUUUUUUUUUUUUUUUUGCCAAGUGUAUUGUGAUAAUAAUUGAAAACUUUUUAACGAAAUUUGUAUGUUUUAUUUCUUAUUAUUAUGUAACAUUAUUAUUACUUUACUAUGAUAAUUAUUACCUCUUCCAGUUUCCAUGUAAAUGAUGUUGCUUUAUUAUUAUUAUACAUAUUAUUUUUUUUUUAAUAGAUAUUUGUAUGCAUUUAUUUUGUAUAACUAUAUUGUUAUAUAUUUAUUUAAGAAAAAAUGGAAAAUCAAUUAGAUUUAAAGUUGCCUACUCGUGUGUGACAGUUUUUUUUUAAUGAUCAAAACCAAAUUGGGACAUACGCACAUUUAUACAGCAUGUUGAUACAUAAUUAUACAUCGCGUGUAAUGAAUAUGUGAAAGGCAAAAAAAAUUAUUAUUAAAAAAUAAUUUUUGUUUAUUAAAAAAAAAACAACACUUAUAACAGCCAUACACCAUUGCAAUUAUUACAUAAAUAUAUAUAGAGAUGUUAACUGGAUACAUUUUUUGUUGCUAUGUGACCACCUUGUGUAGGUACGACAAUUAUUAUAAUAUAUCUUUGAAUGACUAAAUUAAUAAUAAUUAAAACUAUUUUUA
Molecule: messenger RNA, 5587 nt
Organism: Metopolophium dirhodum (rose-grain aphid)
Lineage: Eukaryota; Metazoa; Arthropoda; Insecta; Hemiptera; Aphididae
Product: E3 ubiquitin-protein ligase arkadia
Exons: 12
Coding region: 1004-3286 (760 amino acids)
Source: RefSeq, a predicted model, not a curated record